AUGCGCUCGGUUCAGUAGUGUUUCAACCAUCAAUGAGAUAGAACAGUUUUCAACCAAAAUGGGUAGUGUGCUACUUAUUUCGAGCAUCCUGGUGCUAGUACUGAAAUCAACGUUCGCACUUUGCGGCACGAUGAAUCAAGGUUUUGGGUACGAAAUACUGGUAACUAAAAUUGAAACACAGGAGGAACGUUUUACCAAAUUAAGUCGUACACUCCAAAACAGCACUACUUCAAUUAUGUCCGAGUUAAACAGUCUACGCGACCUGAUAAAAUCUCAGCAGAAUUCAUUACAAAAUGUGUACGACUCUUGUGAUAAGGUUCCGUCGAAAAUAUCUGGUGUGUUCAACGUGCAACUCAAUCCCCAGGAGACGGCGCGUGUCUAUUGUGACCAGAAUUAUGACGGUGGUGGCUGGACUGUGAUUCAGUGGCGUUUCGAUGGUUCUACUAACUUCUACCGGGGUUGGACGGAAUACAAGCGAGGAUUUGGCAAUCUGAACGGAGGAGAAUUUUGGCUGGGUUUGGAUAUUAUCCACCAACUGACCUACUCUGGACCGCAUGAGAUGGUUAUAUUGUUGGAAGAUUUCGAAGGGAACUCAACCUAUGCCAAGUUGAAUCGAUUCGAGAUGGCUGGAGAAGAGGUGGUCUACAAAGUGACGAAGGCUGAUGGGUAUAGUGGAACCGCAGGAAACUCGAUAUCGAGAAUCAAAAACAACAUGUUUAGUACAUUUGAUAAGGACAGCGAUACUCAUCCUGGUAAUUGUGCUUUGGACUAUCAUGGGGCUUGGUGGUAUUCGAAGUGCCACUCCAGUAAUUUGAAUGGCAAAUAUUCGAAAGGACAAACCUCGGAAUACGCUACAGGAAUGGUGUGGAGCACAUUCCGUGGCUAUCAUUAUGCACUGAAAUCUUCUAAAAUGAUGAUCAGAAAGAAGAAAUAAAUAUAGGAUCGACUGAAUAAAUAUA
This is a messenger RNA of Ochlerotatus camptorhynchus, 959 nucleotides long. Its product is annotated as ficolin-1-like. NCBI's taxonomy places the organism in Eukaryota, Metazoa, Arthropoda, Insecta, Diptera, Culicidae. Bases 59 to 934 code for a protein of 291 amino acids. The record is from RefSeq and is a predicted model, not a curated record. The transcript is spliced from 2 exons.